UAUGCUUAUCAUACUAGGACUCAGAACAUCAUAAGGGGCUCGAGUUCCGCCCUAGUAGGGUAUGGUAGGGCGGGCCUGCGAACCGUCCGCAGCGUCGCCCAUAGUUUGCUAUUCGUUUACUGUAGAGCUGGUUAUAAUUAUUGGGACAUGAAGCGUUCUAGCUAGAUCUGCCGGAAAGGUGCUUCUGUCAUGCUAGCCGACCCUGAACCAGUCGCAGCGAAUGGACGAUGAUGAUGACUACCCAGAUUUUGAUGUCGAUGAAGUCGUUCGGAACGCUUGCCAGGUUAGCGGAAAUCCUACUCAGCCAGGCACCAGCCCGCAGCGCACUGAUGGCGUAACAGGUCCUGCCGCGGGGCCCCAGCAUCGGCUCAGUAACGGUGGAAGCGGACUACUGCCUCCUUACUCGCAUCCUAACCAGCUAAGUUCCAACACUACUCCUCAGUAUAACGCCGUCUCUUCAGGCACCGGUCCGCGUAACCUGUAUGGGGCUCCUCCUCAACAGCAGCAACAGCUGCAGCAGCAACCACAGCAGCCCUACCAGCAGCAGCAGCCUUCACCCUGGGUAGGCAGCGCUGCGGCCGGGCCUUACCAGCAACCCAUCAACAGCACAGUUUCUGGCAACAUGCAGCAGCAGCAAAACAGGCUCCCGGGGUACAUUCCACCGGGCAACUUAGCGGCGGGCAGUGGCAGCAACGCUACCGGUGCGGCCGCGCCCUCAGCCCCGGCCGCGGGCACAAAUUUCGCUCCGGGCUUGCCCCCAGCGUACGGCGGGCCACAUGCCGUACAACUGCCAACGACCAUGUCAGCAGCAGCUGUACAGCAACCCCCGCAAACACAAGGGGGUGCGGGGAUGGUCAGGCCACGCAGUUUAGGACAGCAACUGG
Messenger RNA from Astrephomene gubernaculifera, 884 nucleotides. NCBI's taxonomy places the organism in Eukaryota, Viridiplantae, Chlorophyta, Chlorophyceae, Chlamydomonadales, Astrephomenaceae. The record is from the annotation of a GenBank genome assembly.